Molecule: messenger RNA, 3255 nt
Organism: Paramormyrops kingsleyae
Lineage: Eukaryota; Metazoa; Chordata; Actinopteri; Osteoglossiformes; Mormyridae
Gene: klhl35
Product: kelch-like family member 35
Molecular function (GO): protein binding
Source: RefSeq, a predicted model, not a curated record
ACGUGCGCACCCUGACCAUCCUGCUGUUUUCAUACUGGCUUUAUAACACGCCAGCGCGUCUCCUUCACAUCAACAUAAGGCACCGGGCUCGUCCUGCACCGAUACUACUUCUCAGUUAUCCAGAAUCUACCUGACCUAGUCGCGAAGAUCCAUUAUCCCUGAUGAGAUUCAAGAAAACUGUGACCCAAAUGGAGCGACAAACUGUGGAUGACUUUUCCUCAGAAUCUUGCUUUGCAAAAGAAAUACUGCAGGUGCUCAGCACAUACCGGAAGAGUGGCAUCUUCACAGAUGUGGUGCUGCAGGUGGAGGACCAGGAGUUCCCUUGCCACCGCGCUCUGCUCUGUGCCAGUAGCAUCUAUUUCCGCUCUAUGUUCCAGGGCCAGCUCCGCGAGAGCCUCCAGUCUCUGGUCAAACUGCAGGGCAUCUCCCCAGUUGCCAUGCAAAACCUGCUCGACUUCAUGUAUGAGGGCAAGGUUGAUGUGGACGAGGAGAAUGUUGAAAUUGUGUUCAGGGCUGCUGACCUGCUUGGUGUGAAUGUGCUUAGUAAGGCCUGCAUCCAGUUCCUGGAGCAGCGAGUCGACCACUCCAACUGCCUGGGCAUCAUGGACUUUGCCAGCUCCUUCUUCAUCCAGCCACUGGCAGAGCAGUGCCAGAAGAUUCUCUAUCAGGACUUCGUGGAGGUGUAUAAGCAUGAAGAGUUCCUCAGCCUGACCAAGGGGCGCCUGAUGGAGCUGUUGUCCUGUGAGCAGUUGAAGGUUCACCGUGAGGAAGUCUUGGUAGAAGCCAUACUCAAAUGGGUUCACCAUGACCCAAGUGAAAGGAAAGAAGCACUGAAGGACCUGCUGGAGUGUGUCCACCUACCCUUGGUUGACCCUGUCUUCCUCGUUAAAACACUGGAAAGUGAUAAGAUCCUCCAAGAUUGCAAAGAGUGUCUCCCUCUGCUUCUGGAAGCCAUGAGAUAUCAUAUCUUUGGAAAAGAAGUUAAUUCUUCCAGGACAGUGCCAAGAAGGUCCACCGUGAGAAUGGAAGUGAUCGUCGUGAUUGGCGGUUGUGACAGAAAUGGCCUCUCUAGGCUGUCCUGCACACAGAAGUUCAACAUUCACACAAAAGAGUGGCUUCCGGCAACUUCCAUUCCCGGAUACUCCAAGUCCGAGUUUGCAGCCUGCGAGCUUCAAAAUGACAUCUACGUUUCAGGAGGCCAGCUGAACAGCAUUGAUACGUGGCGGUACCUGCCUCAGCUCGACCAAUGGGUGCGCGUUGCCUCCUUGGCCAAUGGCAGGUGGCGACAUAAGAUGACAGCUCUCCAAGGAAAGCUGUAUGCAGUAGGUGGUUUCAACGGGCACCAGAGGUUGUCCAGCGUGGAGUGUUACAGCGCCUACGAUAACCAGUGGCAGGAGAUGGCUCCUCUGCUGCUGCCCGUGAGCUCUUCUGCUCUGGUAGCCUGUUCCGGGAAGCUCUAUGUCAUCGGAGGUGCCCUCAGUGAAAACUGCAACACGGAUAAGGUGCAGUGUUAUGACCCUGUUAAUGACCAGUGGAGUUAUAUGGCACCCAGCCCCUUUACUCAAAGGUGUAUAAGUGCCACAACCUUCAAUGACAUCAUCUAUGUGGUUGGUGGCCUCCUGGAUGACAUAUACAAGUACACCCCAAGUCUGGAUACUUGGAGUAAGGUGGCCAGCUUGCCCAUGAAACUGGAAAGCUGUGGUUUGACGGUGGCCGACGGAAAGAUAUACAUCCUUGGAGGGAGAGACGAGAGCGGCUAUGGCAUCGACAAGAUCUGGACCUUCAAUCCCGAGAGCAGACAGUUGACCGAAGAGUUGCCCAUGUCACGGUGCGUGAGCUACCAUGGCUGCGUCACUGUCACACAACACUUCCCCAUGAAGCCCCAUGUCUGAGCAGUCUUCUCGAGCACCACGUGCACUUCUGGAUGGAACUGUAGCCUUCAGUUUAAAGGUCACUUCCUGAAGUACUGGCACAGCUGUUUGAGGAUCCUCAGAGCUGAACUAUCUAGAAAUCGAGAUUGAAGCUAUGUCCUUUAAUCGUUCCUGAUUCCAUUCUCGAUUGCUGUUUUUGUUGCAUUUGGUCAAACUGGAAGAAUGACCUAUUUUAGUUUGCGACAUGGAAUGCUUUCACAUUCACAACUCAGACAAGUUUCCUUAGUACUUACAAAUAAGAGCAUUUUAAGUAUUUACAGGAUUUCUCAUUUGUGAGGGGCUAUUUAGGGGCGAUGAAGUGAAUUUAUGAGUUCUACUACUACCAUUAUUUAUGCAAAAAAAUAUUAAAUGUGUUAUUAUUUAUUAAAUUGUUAUAUAUUAACAUGAGGCAAUGGCCUUACUUGUAUGGAAAUUUUCUUAAGCACUAUUUCAUUUUACCGUUGCAUUUUUUUGUAAUUGCAUCCUGAAACUAACGCUAAUACAUUUGUUCUUUGUUUCACUUCAUACAUCAAGACUCAAUCAAAUAUUUUCCUCAGGAAUGAAACAAUUCUGGUUACCCUGUCCGAUUAGGCGCAUAGUUCAACAAUAUGUUAAUUUUCAGUUUAAACCACAACCACAUUCCAAAACAUCCCAAAUUCCAGACUGAUUCUUUGGAAAAGACAAGAGCCUAGAUAACAGAAAGGGGUUCGGGGGGGAAUGCUAUGUGUUUACCGCAACAUAAUCUGAUUCUGAAGAACUGCACUAAUUAGUGACCCUCGUUUACUGUCAGCAGCAAGUAUCUGCCUGGAAGAACAGGUUUAAAAUGUGAUCUGUAUGUCUUUGAAGGACAUGUACAUACACCAGCAAAGUAUAUCUACCUCCUAAGUUCGGUCGUUUAAUUGAUCUUUACAUGAGGACUUGCUGUUAAAUUAACCCUUUCUUGGAAUGAAUGACUGAUACUCUAUCACGUCUGGUAUACCAUAAAAUCUGACAUAACAGUCUGCCGCUUUGCCAGCGCAAUGUAGUUUUUGUGUCAGUCAGCCGAUUGCUGUUUUAGGUAAUAUUUUACACUUUUUAAUGUUUUCUUGUGAUGCAUCAUUGUCGCAUAAUGUUUCAAUGUCUCCUAAUGAUAGUUUGUAUUUGCUUUGUGACAUUUUAUGUUUUUAUCAUGAGCUUCAGAUGAACUCAUUUUUACAAAAUGUGUGCACAUUUAAUUUUUAUUAUAUAGCAAAAAAGCAGAAAAUCCCUGUAAUGUGAAAGACAUUAUUAUAUAAAUCAUUCAGUAUUCAACAAGCCGAUUAUUCAUUUACUUUUGUAGUAAUGACUGCGUCAUACUUUGGUAAAU